AUGCACGCUAAGGCCCUCGGUCUGCGUGCUCUCUUUACGGACCACUCACUGUUCGGGUUUGCUGAUCUCUCCUCCAUCCUCGCCAACCGUGCGCUUUUUAUGUUCCUAAACGUGGUGGAUAACUUUAUAUGUGUCUCCCAUGUGGCCAAAGAGAACACUGUACUGCGUGGUGGCAUGGAACCAGAACGUGUUUACGUCAUUCCCAACGCCAUUGACCCCUGUGCUUUCACUCCUGAUCCUGCCCGCCGUGAUCCAAAUAAUAUCACCGUCGUCGUCGUCAGUCGAUUGGUUUACAGAAAAGGUGCAGACCUAUUGGCUGCCAUAAUUCCACCGUUGUGCUCCACUUUUCCUAAGCUUCGGUUUAUUAUUGGUGGCGACGGUCCAAAACGAUUAGCACUGGAGGAGAUGCGAGAGCGGCACAAUUUGCACUUUCGUGUGGAGAUACUGGGCGCCUUGCCAAAUCAUAAAGUUCGUGAUGUUCUUGUUCGCGGUGACAUCUUCCUCAAUGUCUCCCUCACAGAGUCCUUUUGCAUUGCCAUUGUAGAGGCUGCAAGCUGCGGGCUCCUUGUAGUGAGUACGAAAGUAGGCGGUGUGCCUGAGGUGCUGCCUCCACACAUGAUCCGAUUGUCUCCGGUCAGUGCUUCAGGAUUAGCCUCUACACUGGCCAAUGCGAUCGAGGAGAUUCGUCAGCAGCGCCUGCAAUGGUCGCAGGAGAUUUCUCUAACUCGGUCGGUGUCUGUUGCGUCUCAGGCAAGUAAUGUGGGCUCUAAAUAA
Molecule: messenger RNA, 774 nt
Organism: Echinococcus granulosus
Lineage: Eukaryota; Metazoa; Platyhelminthes; Cestoda; Cyclophyllidea; Taeniidae
Product: N-acetylglucosaminyl-phosphatidylinositol biosynthetic protein
Exons: 5
Coding region: 1-774 (257 amino acids)
Biological process (GO): GPI anchor biosynthetic process
Cellular component (GO): glycosylphosphatidylinositol-N-acetylglucosaminyltransferase (GPI-GnT) complex
Molecular function (GO): phosphatidylinositol N-acetylglucosaminyltransferase activity
Source: RefSeq, a predicted model, not a curated record